Parathielavia appendiculata is the source of this 177-nucleotide messenger RNA. RefSeq lists its product as uncharacterized. Lineage: Eukaryota; Fungi; Ascomycota; Sordariomycetes; Sordariales; Chaetomiaceae. Bases 1 to 177 code for a protein of 58 amino acids. The record is from RefSeq and is a predicted model, not a curated record. The transcript is spliced from 2 exons.
AUGAGCGCGCUCGACACGUCGGAGUCAAGCAGCUUCAUGGCAUCCGAAGACAACGGGAACCUGGCAGUCCUCCUGCAACGGGAAUUUCUCGUCUUGACGGUUCUCUACGCCGUCGUGGUGUUUGCGGAUAGGCUCAACGGCAGCUGCGGCGGAGCGUUGAGGGGGAUGGGCCGCUAG